UUCGGCCUGGCUGAGGAAAUUCCGGCGCGCGGUAGCUUUGCGUCAUCGCCGCGCGCCGCACUCCGGGAGGGGCCGGGCCGGGGCCCGGAGGCGGCUGCGGGCGGCGCCGGGGCCGAUGGGGGUCGGGGCCGAGGAGCCGGGAGAUGGCGGAUGAGGCUGUGGCAGCCAGCAGUGCUGGGGAGUUCAAAGCCAACGCAGAGCAGCCCCUGCUGAUGCCCACAUGAGGAAGCAGUGCCAUUUAGUUCUUCUGGGACACCACAAAGCAAUAUGAAACCUGCUCAUGAGAGAAGCCAGGAAUGCCUUCCCCCAAAGAAACGAGACCUUCCUGUCACCAGUGAGGAUGUGGGGAGGGUAGCCAGCUGCUCUACCAAUCACACACCGGUGAGCGAUGCCCCAGAGUGGUGCAGGAGCGUUGUGGUGACUGGACAGAGCCAAGCACCAUUACCAUAUGGCCUUGGCAGUGAUGGUGCUGAAGCAGUAGCUGGCCUGACUGUGGAUCAAUAUGGCAUGCUGUACAAAGUGGCUGUGCCUCCAGCCACCUUCUCUCCCACUGGCCUCCACCCAGUUGUGAACAUGAGUCCUCUGCCCCCCAGCUUUAAUGUAACCUCUUCCCUGAUCCAGCAUCCAGGGAUUCCAUAUCCCCCCAUCCACUAUGCUCAGAUUCCCUCUACGUCUCUUCAGUUUAUAGGGUCACAUUACACAGUACCCUAUGCUGUGCCCCCCAGCUUCCUCCCUAGUCCUCUUCUAUCACCUUCUACCAACCUCCCCACCUCUCAUGUUCCCCGUUUUGUGCCAUAUGCGUCUCUUUUUCCAGAAGAAGCCGCUCCUUCCCCCCAAACUACUUCUCCUGCUCAUGCUUUCAGCAAAGCUGCCUCUGUCAUCUCCCCUUCAGGCCAAAUGCAGCACCAUGCUGGAGUCCAGCCACUGGACAUCACACAGAGUAGAGUUCCUGUCUAUUACCAGAUGUCCCGGCUCCCACCAGGGUAUUCAGCCUACGAGACCUCCACUGUAGGGGGAAGCCCAGAUCCUCCUCUGCAAGAAAGUCAACUGAGUUCAGAGGUAGCCUCUGCCAAUGGUGGACAGAGACAUCUGGAGCAUAGUGUGGUGAGGAGGACCAGUGAGGCUUUGGCCUCUGCCAGCAAUAAAGCUGAAGGCCCGCAGCCUGGGGCCACAGUGCAGUGUGUGGUGGAUGGUCAGCUCUUUUCAGGUUAUCAGACUCUGAGAACAGAGGACUCUGUGCCAGCUCACAGAAGCACGCCAGACACUGACUUGGAGGUGCAGAGAGUGGUUGGGGUGUUGGCUUCUCAGGAUUACUCUAUUCUGGCAGCCCAGAGAAAGGAUGGCCUGAGCCCUUUAAACCUUUGCCAUAAUAUCCCUGAUCAGCAGGGGGAGUCAAGGGGCUUGCUGAGGAACCCAGUGGAAACAGCUGAGAAAAGCCAGGCCAGGAGUCCAUAUGUGAUGUCCCCUGAGGAGCCGGUUAGACACAGACAGCUACCCAAAGGAAUGGUGAUAGCCAAUGGCAAGCCAGUCUUGGUGCGUAUCGGGUCUGAGCCCGUCAGGUCUUCUGCUUCAGAAAUCCUGAUGAGACAGAGUCCAGAUGCACAGACCCACAGAAGCUCACGUGACAAGGACUCAGCCCAGUUGCAACCCCCCAGCUCCUCACAUCUGCCCUCCCAUUUCAUGAAAGGAGCCAUCAUACAGCUGGCCACAGGGGAGCUGAAGAGGGUGGAAGACCUGCAGACCCAGGACUUUGUGCGGAGUGCUGAGGUUAGCGGGGGCCUGAAGAUUGACUCUAGCACAGUGGUGGAUAUCCAGGAGAGUCAGUGGCCUGGGUUUGUCACAUUGCAUUUUGUGGUUGGGGAGCAGCAGAGUAAAGUGAGCAUUGACGUACCCCCCGAGCAUCCCUUUUUCGUGUAUGGCCAGGGCUGGUCCUCCUGUAGCCCGGGGCGGACCGCUCAGCUCUUUGCUCUGCCCUGUCACAGGCUGCAGGUGGGCGAUGUCUGCAUAUCAAUCAGUUUACAGAGCUUGAAUGGCAACUCUGCUUCUCAGGCUAACUGCCCUCUUGCAGGCCAGCUGGUGCCCACCAGAGAGAGGCCCGAGAGAACAGGUCAGGGGCCCAGAGAGCCAUCCGACAGAGCCAGUGAGAGGAAGAAUCAGUCAGAAAGGGACAGUGCAGCCCAGAUUUCCUGUACGGAGUCCUCCCAGCCUGACCCUGGUGCUCAGCACUGCUGGACAGCCCCAGGCUUCCAAAGAUACAGCAUGCAGGGGGAGGAGUCUCGUCCGUCCCUGCUUCGUCCCUCUUUCAUUCCACAGGAGGUCAAGCUGUCUAUAGAAGGGCGUUCUAAUGCAGGGAAGUGAUCUCUUUGAGGCCAUGACCUGGGAUGUCGCCCAUGAGUGAGCCUCACCUUUUUCAGGUGGAGAAUUUGCACAGACUGAGUGGUGGGUUCACCAGCCUGGCUGCUCUUUGCCGUGCAGAGCUGGAUUUGUUCCAGUUCAAUUGUUGAUCAUUGAGGAAUCUAGAAAGCUCCAGUCUUCAGGGAGCAGCAGCAAUGGGCUAACUAAGGAUGGAGGACAGGGCAUGUGGUCGUGAGCGUGUGACUAGAAGCAUUCCAGAGGUUGGGACUUUCACACAUCUGUCUUAGUGCCUGAGUUUCCUGCAGGGCAGGGUCUGAGCAUUCAGAAUGGGUGGGGGAGUAAAGAAGAGCAGACCCAAAAAGCCACAGCUUAAGGUAGCAGAUAAAAUGUCUGAAGUUCUUAUUCCUCUUUUCGUGGUGGGAAGGGGUGAGUCCCCACUGGGAUUCAGGGGACACUGCUCCCAGCACCCCCUUUCUUCACACAUGCACUUUAAAAGGAAACUUCUUCACAAAUGGAGCUGUUCGUGAGGUGCGGGGGAGAUGCAGGUGCUGCUCUGGUGGCCUCUGCUUGAUGUGUCUCCUCCACUGAAUCCUAUUGGGCUUUCUUCUAGCAAAACAUCUGUAGAAAGAGAGACUGCAGUGAAUAUUAGAAAUUGGAGAGGAAGGUCCUAGAGGAUGGGUAGGGAGUGAUUGAACUGGGGACAGGCCUAUGGCAGCUGGGAUAGGGCAUAAGCUGUAGUUGGUUCCCCACUAUACAGACACCAAGUAAUUAUUUGUCACCAAAGCUAAGUCUAAUUAUAGCAUUUCCUAGUGGUAAUUGCUGUAAUAAAGGUGAUAUGAAGACUGUAUUUUAAAGCUUUCUUCACAUGGUCAUAACUUUCUAAAAAAAAUCUCCUUUUGGGCUUAAACUUUCCAUUCUUGGAUUCAAACUGUAGCUGAAUUUUUGGGGAGAAAACUGAGCCAAAAUGUUUUUAAGUUGCUCUUUAGAUAAGGAUGAAAAUGUAUUCUUCCACUGUGAAAAGACUGACACUUGUGUACAUCAAUAAAUCAAAAUUGGCUGAACUACUCCAAACAAAAACUUUUCAGGUGGCUAAUCACUCCUUCCAGGGUAAUUUGUUAAAUAUAACAACUAUAAAUAAGAGAGAAAUGUGUGUGCAGGCAUGAUACAAAAUUUCCACUAAGUUUAGAGUCUCUAUACUAAUCACAGGACUAUGGAAUAACAUGCACAAUAUCUCUGGACAAUUUCAUAGGUGUCCUUUUACACUGGAUGCUCUGAUGCUUCACUGUGGAGUCCACUGCAGAACUACACAGUGAAAUCGAGAGAUGAGUGUUUUUCUUAAACAAGGAUGUGUAGAACAGUUUAAUACAUUAUUAUGGUAAUAACACUCCGUCCAAGUGAAAGUACUUGUGUUCACAGUAACUUGCUCUCUCUGGACAUUCUUCGUAUCGAGUCACCUCUGACUGCACAAGAAGAAAUCCAGAAUAGGCCAACCAGGUGGUGAGAAUGCGAGAACCUUCCCUUGGGCAUAUCCUGACUUUUGAGUAUUCCUCAUUGUAUUACAGUCAACAGUUUUUGUAUUCGGAACAUGCCUGCAUAGAGGUGUUAGUAUCUUUGAGGAGUGCAUGCACCUCAAGCUUCGAGCUGGGUUCCUGAUGGUGUCUCACUCCAGUUCUAUUUUGCAUCUUCUUGCUUUCUCUUCCUCUUGUUUUUUCCUCAAUUUCCAUCUUCCCAAACGCUGCUGCCUGGAGUGCUUAGCUGUUGGGCGCUAUUUUUAUUCUGUCUCCCUGAGUAGCUUGGGUAUCAAUGCUUCCAGCUGGUGAACAGUCUCUGCACCUUUUAUCUUCCUCCAGACCCUUUAUUGUUUUGCUGAGCUUGCAGUAGUUGUGGCUCCUAACAGAUCAGUGUUUGUCCACAUUCCCCUUGACGUGCCUCCUAACUGAGUUGGCACUGGUGUAUGUGCACUAUGUGGGAACACUGUGUUUUAGGCAUUAAGAAGCUUAGAGAGUCCACAGAAUGUUCCUUCACCUGGCAUAUCUACCUGUCUCUCUAGUGCUGGGAUCCCCAGAACACUUUUGGCAGUUUAUUCUGUCACCACCUUUGAAAUGCCUGCACUUGUCUCUCUCCCCAGGCAAACAGGUGCUUUCCCUGUCUUGCUCGUGGAUUGGUCUGAUGUCAGAAGGUGCCUGGACCUGUGGCAAUGUAGCCUCACCAGCCCUCUACCAGAGCAGAGAUUCUAGCUGUCUUUACUUUUCUCUGGGCUUUGGAUGCAUAAUCUGCAGCUCCCUCUGGCCAGUAAGCAAUUUCUAGUUAGUCCCAUUAGUAAAUUUGAAAGACUAAAACCAAAAUGACACUCUUCCUGGGAAACUUUGGCCUCCCUUGGUUGCAGCAGCAGAGAGGACAAAUGUUUGCACAGCACCUUUUGACUGUAAAACAGAUUGGUCAAGCUCUAGGUGGUUGGCCUCUCAUCACACUUCUUCCCUGCUGUUUCACCUACUUGCUGCUUGCUUGACUCUCCUGCAUGAAGAUCUUGGUUGUUACACUGGCUUGUCCUGAGUAGCCUGCACUUUGGUUAUAGAGACAGGGCAAAGAGCCAAGGGGUAGUUUUCUGUAGUGGGUUGAUAGGUGAGGAGAAGGUUAUGGCAGGUACACAUGCAUCUUGGAGUAGAAAUGUAAGGGGGCUGGUUGUGUGCAUGGAGGGAGAUUACUUGAGCAGUUGAAUGGUGCAGACCCCUGCCAUGUGCCUCACUAAAUACAGGAGCCUCUUUGUCCCUCUUAGAAAGGGGUUUUGAAGAGUCUGCUUCAUAGUGAGAGAUGUUACUGUGCCCGCCCCCUUCACUGUGCUGUCAGCCAGCUAAAAGGGUAGGCGCAGAUGCCUUCCAAGCCAUCUACAGCCAGGCUACUCCCCACAGUUUGCUCUGUCGCCUUUCUCCACCUGACUACUAGUCUGUCCUGCUGCCUGCUUGCAUAUCUAUGGUAAGCAGUGCUGACGUGUGCUCAGUGGAGGAAGCCAGUGAGAGUGUGACCUUUCUCAAUGCUUUUCCUCUUCUCUCCCUCUGACCAAUCCCACAGUUCAGCAAGUAAGUUCCAGCUGUCACUCUUUUAUUCUGGGCCCUUACAGCAGCACCGAAACCACAUCCAAAGGGGAGAACCAAAUGAAGGAUGUAGGACACUGGACCCUUGCCGCAAAGGCAGGUAACAGAAAUGGACCACAGAAGCUGCCAGGUCCCCCAACAGUCAACAGAAUCUCCCCUAGCUGGUUAUGGGUGGCUGUAGUGAUAGUUUGUGUGUCGGCUGGUCUCAGGAAAGUCUGGAGGUAGUAAGUGUGGGAGAAGCUGAGAGGAAUGACUGUGGGGGAGCCCAAGACAGAGCCUGCUGGGGGGUUCUCUGGUUUGCAGGAAGAGAUGAUCUGAAAGAGGGUCCAGAAUGAGUUGGCCACAGGGGCUUCUGUGUUUGCAAGGAUGGGGAUAGACUUACCAGAGCAAUAAGGUGUUUCUGCUGUUACACUACAGAGGGAAGGAGAGCUGCUGACCUCAGCCUCACCCAGUGUAGGUGAUCUGACCAGAGCACUGGGGUCUUCAGGCACAUCUUCCCUGCCAGGCUCACGGCGGGGCUUUGGGAAGAUUCCGUAAUAUGCAAUAAUGGGGAUCUGCAGCCAUCUGUUCCAUCUCCUGAAACAUUCCAGGGGACAGCUGCCCAGCAGAGGCCAGGCUGGUAGCUAUGGUGUACGCUGUUUCCCCAGGAAUGGGGGACUAGGUCUGAGUGACAGAGCUCCCAUUACUCCCAGACUAUGCAGAGGAAGCCCUGGCUAGAAAGGAGGGGUGCUGCAGAGGGAGCUCUGCCAGCCCUUCCUAGCAGGGGCACUAGUAAAAUGCACUUUUCACAUUAAGUGUUUGUUCCAUUUCAUACCCUUCUUUCCCCUGUAGAGAAGUAAAAAUCCCUGUAACUUAGCAAAUGUUCUGUUUGUUAACCACAGCAACUCAAGCAGCCUGAACACCAGUUCCUGCCUGCAGCAGCGCAUGUGCCUUCCCCUAGUGUCAAACUCACAACCACUCUGUCUUUCGGGCUGUUCUAAGGCCUGAAAUUGUUCAGAGGAAGCUGCUAAAAUGGCUCUGAAUGUGCAUUCUGUACAGGGAGUCUGAACCAGGGUGUGCUCUUGGUGCCGUGAAUGUGCUGAUGGUGGAGACCCAUCCACUGCAUUUAUAUCUGUGUGCGUUGAGGGGAGAGGACUGCACAGCUAGCCCCUAGCAUCCUUCCCAGGCAUGCUAGGCCCCUCCAGACAGACAGUGUACAUCCCAGUUUCUCUCCACUUGCGUAGCACCUUAGAGUAAGGGGAAGGACUGUUGCAUACAAAUGGCUUCGGGGUCUCAAGAAAUAGGGAAGUGCCACGCUGGGGAAAUGGGCUGGGCUGACCCACAGCUAGGUGGUCUUGUAGAUAACUACUCAACCCUCAACUAUAAUCCCCAGUUAUGUAAUGGCUGUAUAGACAUGUAACCAACUGCAUUGUAUCUAAAGCCUUAGAACUAGUCAGGUGCUCCCCUCCAACCUUGUUCCAGUCCCUCUCUUCCUACCUGAUCUUUAACAAAGCAUUAAUAAUUCUAAGGAUAAUCUCUAUUUUGUUGUGCUUUUUUGUAACUGUUUUAAAUAAAUCAAUUUGUACUGUAUAUUUGUACUUUUGGUGAGAUCCUUUCCUGUUUUACCAUUUUAAGUCUGUACUUGGCUACACACAGAUUGUAUUUUUAUUGUUAAUGCUCUUCUUAUGAAUAUUGCAUUUAACUUGUUGACUAUGUAAACACAGUAUAUAUCUAUAUAUCUAUAUCUAUAUAUAAACCAAUAGUUUUUCCUUC
This is a messenger RNA of Chelonia mydas (Green sea turtle), 7199 nucleotides long. It is a transcript of the gene ATXN1L, whose product is annotated as ataxin 1 like. NCBI's taxonomy places the organism in Eukaryota, Metazoa, Chordata, Testudines, Cheloniidae. The record is from RefSeq and is a predicted model, not a curated record. Bases 268 to 2358 code for a protein of 696 amino acids. Gene Ontology annotation, cellular component: nucleus. The transcript has 2 exons. Gene Ontology annotation, biological process: anatomical structure development; regulation of DNA-templated transcription. Gene Ontology annotation, molecular function: protein binding; RNA binding.